This is a messenger RNA of Mycena indigotica, 2085 nucleotides long. RefSeq lists its product as uncharacterized. Gene Ontology annotation, biological process: cell surface receptor signaling pathway. Bases 1 to 2085 code for a protein of 694 amino acids. The transcript is spliced from 3 exons. NCBI's taxonomy places the organism in Eukaryota, Fungi, Basidiomycota, Agaricomycetes, Agaricales, Mycenaceae. The record is from RefSeq and is a predicted model, not a curated record.
AUGCAGAUACGGCGAGCGACAGCUGGGGACCGCGCGCUGCACUACGGGGGCGUGACAGUCACGCUGCUGAAGGACCUGGGGAACGCGAGCAACCAGCCGUACGUGCAGGCGGUGGCGGCGGUGGCUGCGCUGGUGAUCGAGACGGCGCAGCGGGUGCGGAGCAACAAGGACGCGUGCCGCCGGAUGACGGAGCGCGCGCACGAGCUGGUGGGCGCGGUGAUCAAUAUCGUCGCGGAUGCGCAGGGGGCGCUGUCGGCGGAGAUGGCGAGGAGCGUGGAGCAGUUUACGGACACGCUGUAUAAGCUGCUCAAGUUUUUGAGGUCGCAGGUGCGCGGCUCGCUGGUGCGGCGGAUGCUCAGGGCGACGGAGGACGCGGAGCUCAUCGCAGAGUGCACCGCCGGGCUCAAACACGCCCUCGACGUCUUCAGCGUGCAGAGCGGCAUCAUCGCCGCAAAGACAAUGGCCGCAAUCCAGAAAGAGGGCCGCACUAGACACGAGGAGAUCGUGUCCAUCCUCAAGGAAAAGAAAGCCUCCCGGAAGAGCAAGCGAUCAGUGCCCGCUGACGCCCCCCUCCCGCCCGGCGCGCUCCUCCCCGCGUCCCCCAAGAUAUUCCACGGGCGCGCCGCCGAGCUCGCCCAGCUCGUCGACACCCUCGUCGACCCCAAGGCCCCGCCCCCCAUCACCAUCCCCGCCCCGGCGCCCCGCUCGCCGUGGGGCACGUGGAGCCCGUCCACGCCGGGGUCCCCGGGGUCCUACCGCGCGCUCACCGCCUCGACGCUCGCCCGCCCGUCCACCCCGCCUCCAACACCUGCAACUCCUGCGACACCCCCGGCGCCGCCCGGCCCGGCGCGCGUCGCGAUCUGCGGGCCGCCGGGGAUCGGGAAGACCGCGCUCGCGCUCGCGGCGGCGCACGACGCGCGCGUGGCGGCCAUGUUCGGCGCGCGCCGCUUCUUCGUCGAGUGCGACGGCGCGGCGGACGCACAGGCGCUCGUGGCGUGUGUCGGGCAGGCGCUGGGGCUGGAGGAGGCGCGGCGGAGAAGGAAGUAUAUCCUAAAGUUUUUGGGCGGGGAGGGGGCUGGGAAGACUGGGAUGGCGAGGAGCGGGACGACGGAUUCGGGCGUGUCGGCCGACAGCGACGCGACGCUCGCGGACCCGGACCCGGACCCGGCGCCGGAGCCGGAGCGCGGGCCGGUGCUGCUGAUCCUGGACGGCCUCGAGGGCGCGUGGAAGCCGCCCGCGGGGCGCGGCGCGGUGGAGGACCUGCUGGGGCUGCUCGUGGACGUGCCGCGGGUGACGCUGCUGGUCACGCUGCGCGGCCACGAGCGCCCGCGGCACCUCAAGUGGACGCGCCCCUUCCUGGCGCCGCUGAAGCCGCUCCCGCCCGCGGCCGCGCGCGCGGCGUUCCUCGACGUGUCGGACGUGCCCGAAGACGACGCGGACCUGCCGCGCGUGCUCGCGCAGGUCGCGCAGGGGAACGCGAGGCGGGUCGCGGUGCUGGCGGGGCUCGCGAGCUUCGAGGGGUGCGCGGCGCUGAUGCGAAGGUGGGAGGCGGAGGGCGAGGGGAUGCUGCUUGAUAGAGUGCAGCCCACUGUGCUCGGCGGCGUGGUGUAUGACGAGCCGGAGUCGUUUGGCGACGAGGAGGCGCUGUGGGCCGUGCUCGACCCGACGUCACGGGAUGUGCCGUACGCCGUGCUCGGCCCGGAUUCCGGGUCGGACGCGGACUCCGGCGCGUCGACGCCGGCGCUGUCCCGCUCGUCGUCAUCGUCAUCAACCUCGAACUCGUCGCUCGACUCGGCGUUCGCGUCCUCCGCGUCCACCGCCCCCGGGAGCAUAUUCUCCGCGAUGUUCACCCCGUCGCGCUCGUCCUCGAAGGAGUCCGGGGGACGGUACCCGUCGAUCGACUCGGUGCUCCGCCGGCUGCCGUCCCCGCCCUCCACCCCGCCGCGGCCGUGGCGGAAGGAGAGCGAGGCGACGCCCGCGGCGCUUGCCCGGCUCGGCGCGCCCGCGCUCGCCCCGCCGACGCCGGCCCCCGCGAGCAUGAUCAGGCUGGCGGGGCUCGUGCCGCCCACCCGGCCGGUGGUGUGA